Molecule: messenger RNA, 366 nt
Organism: Ordospora pajunii
Lineage: Eukaryota; Fungi; Microsporidia; Ordosporidae
Exons: 1
Coding region: 1-366 (121 amino acids)
Source: RefSeq, a predicted model, not a curated record
AUGCUGGGGAUAUUGAAGUGCAAAAGAUGCACAUUCAUGCAGAAGCUCGAGCUGAUCUGCAACGAGGCAGUCAGUGUCGAUCUCGGUGGAAAUGUGCCGCAGAUAUUCAACAAGCACGCAUUUCUGGAAGAUUCAGGCGACAGGUUGAAAAUGCUUGCACGCUGCUUGAGCAUGCAUCACUCAGUGGCGCUUACUGAGCAAGACAUUCAGUCUUUUGUGGAAGAUCCGUCUGAUGAUGCAAAGGUAAAAGCAUUUCUGUUUGGAAUAGACAUCGUUAGUGGUGUGCUAAGGUGCGAAUCGUGUGGGUUACAGUAUCCAAUCAACAAUUCGAUUGUGGAUACGGUGGAUGCUGUUGAGUCUAAUUAA